CCUAAUCACCCACUUGAGAUCGAUAGUGUGUUCAUUCAACUCUAAAUGACAAUCCCAGUCGCAGUCGAAGACUCCAUCUCUCUCCAGGAUGAACAUCUCGAAGAACUACAAUUUUCCACUGAAGAAUUCACAGAAGAAGACGUCCUGCCUUUUUUACUUCAAGCUCAAGACAUCAUUUCAAAGUUAGAGUCUAGGGUAGUAGAGCUAGAAACUGACCUUUCAACUAUACACCGUAAAUAUGAAUACGACCGUAAUGAUUGGCUAGUUGGUCUGUCACAAAAAGACCAAUAUAUUCACCACCUAUCAAGCAAACUCCAAAAGCUAGAAUUCAAUACCAAGGAAGCAAUAGUCAACCUGUCUGACAUGGUUGACGAAGACAAGCUAUUACCUAACCUUGACCACGAACAGAUGAACGCAACCAUCGUCCUGUGUCUCAACUACCUCCGCCAGACUCAGCAGGGCAUCACUCCGACUGUUGAUGCCGUGUUUGACACCGAGGACCUUGAAGAGGGCGAACUUGAACGACGACAGGCAGCCACGAGUGAGUGGCAGCAGAACAAAGAUCUUGAUAACUGGAAGAUGCCCCUUAAGCCUGUCAAUCUUAUGGAUGGUCUCGAAGCCUCAUCACACAACAGUAUCGAUGGCUCGGAGCUUACCGGCCCCACCGAUCUUGACUCCUUCCAUCCUACCAUUUCCGACACAACCUCUGCCUCCUCUUUACCUGAAGAUGACAUCCCCCCCUCCUUGUUAUUCCAACACCACCCCACCCUCCCAUCUAUAGACCACACAUUCUGUCUCAACUGCAAACAACUCCUCACUCAACUCGACCAGCAAAUUGAACAGAAAGCAUACCUCAAACGAGACCUCGGCUCGCUCGCUUCCGCCCUCACCGAGGAAGAACAACUACGCUCCGACAUUGAACAAACAAAACAAGCACUCGAAGAAGAUGUCCAGGAGAUCGCUACUGCACUUUUCGACAACCUCAACCGAAUUUUGAUGGAUGAGGUCAUGAAUAGAGAUGGCCUCGUCCGGAUCAAUAGAGAACUUAAUGGUCUUUUGUUACCCACUCUCCAAGCAUGGGAUUCGAGAGAAACUCAGCUCAAGGAGAUCAAGGAACUUCUUGUCGACCUUGAUUCAGUUGUUCACCAGAGUGCCAACACUACCAGCAGUCUGACCGCAAGUGCAGACCGCUUCCAGUCUCUAGACCCUGAUGUUCCCCGCAGUGGCCAUCGUCGUCAACCCUCAUCCUUGAGAUUCUCAACAAAUGGACCCCCUAACCUUGAAGAUGCAAUUCAUGGUAUCUCCAACAAGACAAUUCGUAUCGAUGGUCUGAUCUUCGAUGAGUUCCAGCUUCAUCUCAAGGCACUCUCUGCCACAACCCACCCCACCAUACCCUUGACUGCGUACAUGAAGCGAGUGAUGGCUGAAGACAUUGAUCCCUGUCUCUUCCAGAAUGCAGCUUCUGCCUGGUGGAAGUCACCCUGGUUCAGACGCAAGCUGAUUGAUGCAAUCACCCGCAACAAGUGUGAAAUCCAAAGCUUCCUUCCGAACCAGUCAACCUUCUCCUCAUCCUCUACUUCGUCCUCUACUUCCCCAGCUGCUAGCCACAUCAGCAAUUCUUCAACCCCUACAACCACAACAGCCGUGUUAAUGCCACCUAAAACAAAAUGUGCAUGCUGUGGUGUGCUGCGAGUGUGCGAAUUCCGUAUGCGUCUCCAACCAACCACUACGAGUCUGCUGGCUCAGAAACAGCCGCCAUGGUUGCCUAUUGAUCGCUUCUGCCGUGACCGAUUGGUGGCUGUUUGCGACUUUUAUAGUUUUAUGUCUUAUCUGCGCCAGGCACUGAUGCAGCACUCAGCCACUCUGAGCAUGUUUAAGCAGUCGCUCCACUUCCGUCGUCGGAUGGCUGUAGCCAAGAUUGGCAGCAUUGGUCUGUUUGACGAGACAAAUAUUACAGCCGCCAAACGUCGGUCUACCAAACGAGAGAGCAUCGUUCUCGAUCAUUCUGGUAGUGGUAGUGAUACUGCAAGUGUUGUCAGUAUGAGUGACAUACAAGGACUUGACGGCGCAGGACAGAUUGUUAUCGUCCAUUAAAAAGAGACAAAACAAAAACCACACGGAAAAAAAAAUCAACAAAAAAAUGAAACCCAAAUCACAUACACACACACACACACACACACACGCACGCACGCAGACUCUUUAUUAUCCCUAUAUACACGCACAAACACACACAAACACACACAAACAUCUAUAUCUUUAUGAGAGCUUAAUCAACCUUUUAUUUUAUCUUCUUCUUCUUCUUCUUUUUAUUAUUAUUAUCUUAUCUUAUUUAUACCCUUACAUAGUCUCUCUUCCCCCCAUCUCAUUAUCUGAUUAUCUUGUCGCCAAUAAAGCGCAUUAAACAUUCGAUACUUAU
Molecule: messenger RNA, 2416 nt
Organism: Phycomyces blakesleeanus NRRL 1555(-)
Lineage: Eukaryota; Fungi; Mucoromycota; Mucoromycetes; Mucorales; Phycomycetaceae
Exons: 2
Coding region: 46-2094 (682 amino acids)
Biological process (GO): exocytosis
Cellular component (GO): Golgi to plasma membrane transport vesicle; cell tip
Molecular function (GO): guanyl-nucleotide exchange factor activity
Source: RefSeq, a predicted model, not a curated record